Molecule: messenger RNA, 2900 nt
Organism: Diachasmimorpha longicaudata
Lineage: Eukaryota; Metazoa; Arthropoda; Insecta; Hymenoptera; Braconidae
Exons: 5
Coding region: 253-1848 (531 amino acids)
Source: RefSeq, a predicted model, not a curated record
GGGGGUAGUCGGGUAGUUGCUUCCCAGACCUCAUAGUGUUCAGUUGUGCUCAGUAUCACAAAACAAAAAUUAAUCCUAACAACUAUAUCACUAUCAUAAUUUUGUGCUAAUCACUUGUCAAUGACAGGUAAACAUGAAUAAAAAAAACAAUUAGGAGAAGUGAAAUGCCAAAGUACAAGUGUUCAUUCACAAAAUUAAAAUAAAUAAAUCUUUCAUUCAAUUAAAUUCCAAUUAGUGAAACUAUAAAUAAUCAUGGAGAAAAAUCCAAAAAUUCAAUUUGAACUUGGUAAAGAAGUAUCGCGUGGUAAUUUUUUCAAAAGUUCGUUUGCACGUUCAUUUGUGUCAAAUUGUCAUGACGUUAAAUCCCUGGAUAUUAAUUACAUGAAUAAGUUACUGAAUGAUGAUCAGUCGGAGGGAAAUUUGUCUACAGACACGAUAACCAGUAACAACAAUUACUAUUCUCUCAACAAUUUCCAGACACCCACCAAAGUAUUUGGUAGCAUCGAGACAACACAAAUGUCAACGCCGAAUGAAGUUUACAUCAGGGAGUUGAAACAUCUCAGAAAGCAAUGUCAAAGCUUGACAGAGGAGAAUCACAGACUAAAUAGUGUCCUCGAGAUAGAUCAAGAGCCAAGGGCUCAAAUUAUUGACGUUGUUCUACUGAAAACACAGGUGGAAACCCUCAAGUGGCAGUUAACACAGGCAGAAGCCAAUCAACGAAUGUACAGAUCACUGUUACGUCAGAUUGCCCGAUUUUUGGGAAUAACAAAGAAAAGCCUGGAUUAUCUUAACAAGAAUAAUGCAAAUACUAAACGUUCAUCAGCCCGCAGUAAUCGCAGUCAAAGUGUCUACAUUGAAAAAACAUCAACGAAUUCAACAAUACCAGUGACAUCCCCAACAAAUAGUCCCAAAUUCAGCCGUGCCAAAUCUGUAACACAAAUUCCCACAAGUGGCUGCUCAGGAUUUCGUGAAUUCACGUGGUCUGUAUUUAGGAGGAAUGAUUCAGCCCAUUCUGCACCACCGAAAGUUAAAUCAGAUAAAAAAACACCUGAGCCAGUCAAUAAAACAGCCGAUGAAGUUGUUUAUAGACGACCCGGUAAAGAUGUCAAUUCCGAAGAGACUGAAGAUCAUGUACCAACGGAAAAAUUAUCCCAGGAGGCAUUUAGAUUAAUGCGAACCGUGGAUUCCCUCCUAUCGAUGCGUCAUCCAGACUUAGGGACUGUCUCAUCAUCCUCGUCAGCAUUCUCAUCAGUAUCCUCCUCGUCCUGUGCCUCGUCUACCCACGAGAACAUCAUCGACGAUGACAACAACAACAUUUCCAUUACUCAAUUUACCAAGGCAGCAAAAGGUGCCAGCUCAACGUUGAUACGUGAAAAUUCCUCCAUCGAUGAUGAAAGAUCCAUAAAAUCCCUCAAUUCAACAUUUACAACUGCCGAAUGUAAAAUCACAAAGAGAAAUGAGAGUAGAAAAAAAUCAUCACUGAGUUCUAUUUCAAGACAAUUGUUCAAACAAACAGUAAGCACAACUCCAAAAGUGAAGAGGCCAGUCAAAGAGCCACGACUGACAGCCCUGAAAGACGAUAAAGCGAAUAACAUAAAUUGUGGAGACGAUGAAAGUGGAUUUUCAUCAAUGAAUUCAUUUCAGGAUGUUGGUCUACCAAUGACCAGUGUUCUUUCACCGAUGAAGGGCUGUCAUACGGAAAUAGGCCUACCAAAAAUACCACGGGAUAAAGCUAACCACAGAAGGUGGUCCUCAACACCUGUCGAGCUUCAAACACUCCUGAAGAAAUGCAACAAUGGAUUCAUGCCCAAUCGCGCCAACGCCGAGUCAGUUAGUGUUUGGGUGUGAACAAUUAUGGUAUCAUGAUUCAUUUUAUACCACUCCAACAACAGUAAUUCAACAUAAAUAAACAAUAGUCUCCCCCUCGAGGAAAUACACUUCAGCUCUCUCAACUGAACAUUUCAAAAAUCCGAGUGUAAGGCCAUCAAGUUGAACGAAUAAAUCCAAAAGUCAAGAAAUCAUAAAAGAGGACUGAUUUUUGAACAGCCCUGAAGGAGCCUAAAACGAAUAAAUUAACAAUGCAGAGGAUGAAAAGAAUAUUAAUCUGCCAAAGACCAAUGGUCUCUCUGACGAAGGGCUGUCAUAUGGGCACAGGUCACCCACUAUUGUCACGGGACAGGGCGAACAACAGAAUGUCCACCUAAAAACCUGUUGAUCUCCAAACACUCGUCAAGAAGUGCAACAAUAGAGUUUUGUUCCAUCCCGUCCAACGUUCUCGUGACUCAUUGAAAAAUUAUAAUCGAAUAAUCGACCUAGUUAUCAUGAUACGUAGGCUACACUGCUAUCGUAUUCAUCACCGUUUCAUAUUAAUUGUACUCUAAUGAUCGGUGUAAGACAUCACUGAAUGUUUAAUUUCUGGUAAUUACUAUUGCUGUUAAUUUUUUUAAAUGCAUUAUAGAUAAUAGAAUUCGCUUGAUUACGAAAAUUAAAUUAGUAAAUACUGAGGUGGUACUUUACUUCAUUGCUCAGGGACGCGAACAAUCUAUUCUGACAACAAACAACAAUAAUUGUAUUACUUUCAUACCAGAAAGCAUUCAGUUAAAGUUGAGAGUGCAUCAGAAUGACUGCAGGUAAAUUACUUCGUGAGUUUCAUCAUCACGAUUAUGGGAAAACUGAUGACUUUCUUCCUAACAGUUGAUUUGGAAUUUUCCCUAUCAUCCCAUGAUUUUCUUUACAGGACCAACGGAUUUUAACUGGGAUAAUGAUAAUAAUAAUAUUAUUAAUGACCUGAGGAGUCGCGUAUUUUUGACAGUUACAACGAUGUGUCAAAAAUGAACAGCGUUCAUCACCCUCAUAUCGAUGUCAGUUAAAUGAAAUUGAAUAAAUUUUUGACAUUUUCA